AGGGGCUGAGGGUCGAGGUAUAUAUAUACAUGGGGAAUUUCACCGCCUUAUCUCUCACAGCGUGAUCCCGGCUGCACCAUGAAGCACAGUGUACUGAUUUGGGCAUCUCUACUGGUGGCAGCAGAAUCUGCCCUACUCCAGAGCUAUAGCUUGCCGUCCCAUGGAUCAUCAAGCAUUGGAACAGGGGGCUCCUUCGUUUCCUCUGGUGUAGGAACUGGCGGGGGCUCCUUCAUUUCCUCUGGUGUAGGAACUGGUGGAGGAUCCUUCGAUGCCUCUGGGUUAGGCGCUGGAGGAGGCUUUGUGUCUUCUGGAUUCUCCACUGGUGGAGAUUCAGUGUCUUCCAGCUUCGGCACUGGAGGAGGUUUUACAUCCUCUGGUUUUGGUGCUGGAGGAGGAGGCUCUGUAUCCAGCAGCUUUGGAAGUGGGGAAUCCUUUAGCAGUGGUGGAUCCUUCAGCAGUGGUGGAUCCUUCUCUGGACAUGGUGGCCCCAUCUUUUGUGGCGAUGGACAGGUCGCCCACGCUGGAGGCUGCGUAACUCCUCUAGUGGAACGCAACGUCUUCGUCUACGACGCCCCAGAACAGCCCCGCCCUGUCGGCCCUGCCCCUCACAUCCCACCACCGAAGGUGGAGCACAACAUCGUCUUCGUGCGCCUUCCAGAAGGCGCUGAACCACAGGAUCCUAUUGUGGUUCCUCCACCCCAGCAGAAGAAUGUCGUGUACGUCCUCAACAAAGCAUCUGCAGUCAGUGGACCAAAGGUCAUCCACGUUCCAGCACCACCCAAGAGCAAGCCUGAAGUCUACUUCGUCAAUGUCGGCGACGGUCAGAACCCAACUCUUCCAGGAGGCGUUGACCUUCAGAGUGCCCUCAGCAGUGCUGACCAUCAGGGAGUCGGUCAGGUUAUUGGUAGUGACUUGGGAGGAGUAGAUGUCAGAGGUGGAGGUGGAUUCGAUAGUGGAUUUGGUGGUGGACUCACUGGGGGCGUUUCCGGUGGCGUCGUCAGUGGUGGUGGACUCACUGGGGGCGUUUCCGGUGGCGUCGUCAGUGGUGGUGAUAGCUUUGUUGGGGGUGGUGAUUUUGGAGGCUCUAUUGGAGGUGGUGAUUUUGGAGGCUCUAUCGGAGGUGGAAGCAUUUCCGGAGGUUUGGGAAGCUCUUUUGGAAGUGGCGUUGAUGGUGGAAGCUUUGAAGUGUCCGGUGAAAGCUUCGUUUCUGGAGGCGUUUCAUCCAGUGGUUUAACAGCGCCAAGUGGUCUAUACGGCCCUCCUUGAAUACGCGUGCAUUUCGCUCUUGUUGAAUCAGUCACGCUGGUUGUUCAUGUUUUUAUCUCUUUCGUGUACGACUCGAUUCGACUAUUCGAGAAGAAUGUAUUAAUAUAUUUGAUUCAAGUUAUGUCUAUUUAUCUAAUAAAGUUUCUCAUCUAAA
Messenger RNA from Macrobrachium nipponense, 1420 nucleotides. Its product is annotated as keratin, type II cytoskeletal 1-like. The transcript is spliced from 2 exons. The record is from RefSeq and is a predicted model, not a curated record. NCBI's taxonomy places the organism in Eukaryota, Metazoa, Arthropoda, Malacostraca, Decapoda, Palaemonidae. Bases 79 to 1266 code for a protein of 395 amino acids.